Molecule: messenger RNA, 2653 nt
Organism: Chlorocebus sabaeus (green monkey)
Lineage: Eukaryota; Metazoa; Chordata; Mammalia; Primates; Cercopithecidae
Gene: BMAL2
Product: basic helix-loop-helix ARNT like 2
Biological process (GO): regulation of DNA-templated transcription
Cellular component (GO): cytoplasm; transcription regulator complex; nucleus
Molecular function (GO): DNA-binding transcription factor activity; protein dimerization activity
Source: RefSeq, a predicted model, not a curated record
GCCCAGCGGCGCCCAGAGCGGCGAGCUGCUGGCUCCGCAUGCUCAGUAGCCGCGGCCAGCAGGGCUGCGGGGCGGCGUCGGCUGCGCGCCUACGGGCUGCGGUGGCGGCCGCCGCGGCACCCGGCAGGGCCAGCCAGUCCCCUCUUCCCCGCUCCAGAGCCGCCGCCUGGGACAGGGCAGGGCGGGCCCGGAGCUCCUCCAUGCUGCCAGCCGCGGGGCUGCGGAGCCGGCCGGGUGGCUCCUGCGAUGGCGGCGGAAGAGGAGGCUGCGGCGGGAGGUGAGGUUGCCUGCGGCGAGGCGGCGGCCCCAGGUAAAGUGUUGAGAGAGGAGAACCAGCACAUUGCUCCUGUGGUUUCCAGCCGCGUGAGUCCAAGGACAGGACCAACAGCUAUGGGGUCCUUCAGCUCACACAUGACAGAGUUUCCACGAAAACGCAAAGCAAGUGAUUCAGACCCAUCCCAGUCAGGAAUCAUGACAGAAAAAGUGGUGGAAAAGAUUUCUGAGAAUCCCCUUACCUAUCUUCUUUCAACGAGGAUAGAAAUAUCAGCCUCCAGUGGCAGCAGAGUGGAAGAUGGUGAACACCAAGUUAAAAUGAAGGCCUUCAGAUCCUGGCUCAGAGAGAGCACCCCUUCCUCUGCUGUACAUCCUGGAGUCAGGCGUCUCUAUCCAUCGCUGCUGUCCAUGCUGAUGGGGAAUACUGUUAGAAAGAAGAGAGAAGCUCAUAGCCAAACCGAAAAGCGGAGGAGAGAUAAAAUGAAUAACCUGAUUGAAGAACUGUCUGCAAUGAUCCCUCAGUGCAACCCCAUGGCGCGUAAACUGGACAAACUUACAGUUUUAAGAAUGGCUGUUCAGCACUUGAGAUCUUUAAAAGGCAUGACAAAUUCUUAUGUGGGAAAUAAUUGUAGACCAUCAUUUAUUCAGGAUAAUGAGCUCAGACAUUUAAUCCUUAAGACUGCAGAAGGCUUCUUAUUUGUGGUUGGAUGUGAAAGAGGAAAAAUUCUCUUCGUUUCUAAGUCAGUCUCCAAAAUACUUAAUUACGAUCAGGCUAGUUUGACUGGACAAAGCUUAUUUGACUUCUUGCAUCCAAAAGAUGUUGCCAAAGUAAAGGAACAACUUUCUUCUUUUGAUAUUUCACCAAGAGAAAAGCUAAUAGAUGCCAAAACUGGUUUGCAAGUUCACAGUAAUUUCCACACUGGAAGGACACAUGUUUAUUCUGGCUCAAGACGAUCUUUUUUCUGUCGGAUAAAGAGUUGUAAAAUCUCUGUCAAAGAAGAGCAUGAAUGCUUACCCAACCCAAAGAAGAAAGAGCAUAGAAAAUUCUAUACUAUCCACUGCACUGGUUACUUGAGAAGCUGGCCUCCAAAUAUUGUUGGAAUGGAAGAAGAAAGGAACAGUAAGAAAGACAACAGUAAUUUUACCUGCCUUGUGGCCAUUGGAAGAUUACAGCCAUAUAUUAUUCCACAGAACAGUGGAGAGAUUCAUGUGAAACCGACUGAAUUUAUAACCCGGUUUGCAAUGAAUGGAAAAUUUGUCUAUGUAGAUCAAAGGGCAACAGCAAUUUUAGGAUAUCUGCCUCAGGAACUUUUGGGAACUUCUUGUUAUGAAUAUUUUCAUCAAGAUGACCAUAGUAAUUUGACUGACAAGCACAAAGCAGUUCUACAGAGUAAGGAGAAAAUACUUACAGAUUCCUACAAAUUCAGAGCAAAAGAUGGCUCUUUCGUAACUUUAAAAAGCCAAUGGUUUAGUUUCACAAAUCCUUGGACGAAAGAACUGGAAUAUAUUGUAUCUGUCAACACUUUAGUUUUGGGACAUAGUGAGCCUGGAGAAGCAUCAUCUUUUCCUUGUAGCUCUCAAUCAUCAGAAGAAUCCUCUCGACAGUCUUGUAUGAGUGUACCUGGAAUGUCUGCUGGAACAGUACUUGGUGCUGGUAGUAUUGGAACAGAUAUUGCAAAUGAAAUUCUGGAUUUACAGAGGUUACAGUCUUCUUCAUACCUUGAUGAUUCGAGUCCAACAAAUUUAAUGAAAGAUACUAACACUGUGAACUGCAGGAGUAUGUCGAAUACGGAGUUGUUUCCACCAAGUCCUUCUGAAAUGGGGGAGCUAGAGGCCACCCGGCAAAACCAGAGUACUGUUGCCAUCCACAGCCAUGAGCCACUCCUCAGUGAUGGUGCACAGUUGGAUUUCGAUACCCUGUGUGACAAUGAUGACACAGCCAUGGCUGCAUUUAUGAAUUACUUAGAAGCAGAGGGGGGCCUGGGAGACCCUGGGGACUUCAGUGACAUCCAGUGGACCCUCUAGCCUUUGAUUUUUAACUCCAAAAAUGAGAAACAUUUUAAAGCAUUUUAUUUACUAAAAACUGUCUCAACUAUUCUUCAGUACUGUAUUGAUAUUGUUUGUAUCUUUUAUUAAUGUUCUACCAGUUUUUAUAGAUUUGCAUCUUAUUGUCACAGGGAUGUGGGGAAAUAUGUUUUCCUCCCAAGAGAACCAAGUUUAUUAUAGACUCCUUUAUUCAGUGAAAUGGCUUGAAAUCCACUAGUUGCUAUAUUUUUGCUAAAAUAUUUCUAACCAAGAAUACUACAUACCUAUUGUUUUGGCUUUGUUUUAUUUUUGAUGCAGUUUUUUUUAGUUGGGGUAAUGUAAUAUAUUGAUAUUU